Biomphalaria glabrata is the source of this 2082-nucleotide messenger RNA. RefSeq lists its product as uncharacterized. The coding region runs from base 98 to 652 and encodes 184 amino acids. The transcript is spliced from 5 exons. Lineage: Eukaryota; Metazoa; Mollusca; Gastropoda; Planorbidae. The record is from RefSeq and is a predicted model, not a curated record.
AUGCAUUCCUAGGCCUGCAUUUCUAACAUAACUCAAGUCAAAGAGUGAUAAUCUUCUUUCAUUUAGAAAACCAGAUCUAGAUCUAGAUCUAUUCAAAAUGGCACAAUUUUUAAAUUAUUUUCUUGUUUUACUUUUUCUUAUUUCAACAAAAUACGUCUCUUGUGAUAAUGAAAGUGCUAGAUCUAAAUUCUUUACAGAUAUUCCAACAGAAAUGCGAUGCAGUGGAUGUCUAAUGACAGUCAAGGCUUUGACUGGCAUGCUGCUCAGCUCCAGCAGUGAUGACUUAGAAGACAGGGUUAAAAGAGCCAUAGACAAUGUCUGCGAAGAAACAAGAUUAAGUGUCUCAGAAUACAAUCCAAAAAUUGUCUCUCAAGUUUGCCAGUAUUUGAAAAAGCAUCACAGGCCAGAAUUGACAAAAGAAUUGAUGAGACAUUUUAGCCAUCUCUCCCACUCUACUCACUUACCAUUGGCUCAUCAUAUUUGCCAGGCGGCACUACAAAUUUGUCCAGGACCAGCAGCACCAAGUCAUCUACACAAUGAUGAUGAAGCAUGGCUACACAUCGACGAGAAAACACAAGAUUUAAAAAUAAAACCUGGUAAAAACAUGAAGAUGCCACGCCCAGUUCCAGAGAGUCAUAGAGAUGAACUUUAAGCCAUCUUCCUGUUAUCCGUGAUUUCAGACCCCAACAUUAUUAUAAUCAUCAAUUUAUUUUUACACAUAUUUAAUUGGCCCAACUUUUUCCUAUCUAGACGUGUCAUUUGUAAAUAAAUCAUGAAAUAUUGUAAAGAGUUACAGAAGGAAAGCAAGUGGUUGCUAAAAAUAGUUAAUUAAAAUAUAGUAUUGUAUACUUUUCCCAGCCCUUUAGCUGCCAUUUGGUUAGCCCAAACAUUGACACUACCCAAAGAUUCACGUUUAUUCACCUAUUUUUAUACCAGAAGCACAAGAAUACAUAAAUCUAUUAAUAAUAAUAGAUUACAUCUGUGAAAUUUGUUGUUCGUUUAUAAUGAUGGAAAGGAGGCACAGAUAAAGGAAUAGUCUCCCUUAUCCUGGUUGGGCUGCCUGGUUGUGUGCGGUAUGCACUCUCGAUGGUCCUGUGUUCAAAUUCUGCCUGCCUCCAUCCUCUCGAGCUAUUCUGCAGGAGAUUUGAACUCAGAUAUGAAGGUCCAAUUCUGAAGGAACAUCCGAAACCUGUCAAACAAAACAUAUCCCUUACUUUUGAUUAGUUUCAAGUUAGUUACAGCUUAAUUUCAGUGCCAAAGCUCAGCACUAAGAAAUUUUGUUCCAAAAUAAUUUCUCUCUUCUGCAAUGGUAGAUUCAACCUAGUAUCAAAUUUUAAAUAAAAAAUAUAUCUUAAUUUUUAAUUAUGACUUGUAUUUUUAUUAAAGCCACAAUCAUUCUGUAGGUUAAAUUUUUCAAAGUUUUUUUUUUUAGCUAUACUUUUACUUUCCUUUUUUUUUUUUUUUGUGUGUGUGUGUUCCUCUCUCUUCCCCCCCCCCCUCCCCCCCCCCCAUAGCUUUUGUUUGCAUUUUCAGCAAUCCAACAUUUCUCCGGUCCAUUAACCAUGGGACUAUUAAAAAAAGUUACAAGUUCCUUUGCUCCUUUCCACAACCAUUUCUAGCUGUGAUAGAGAAAUUGGCGCAUUGUUUAACAACUAGCUGUUACAGAGUUGCUAGGAAAUGUCCACUUUUUGUUCUGUAUAUUAUAAUACAGACGUUACUUCAAAAAAGAAGAUGAUUACAUCCUACGCGUCAUGCAUCUAGUCAUGCAUAUUAACCAAUGACUUAAAUUCUGCCAAGUCACUGGUUUUCCUGGCUAGCUCAGGCAACCCAUUCCAUGCUCUAAGGGAAGAAGGAGCACUUGUACAAAUUUGUCCUAGCAUAUGGGACGAGGAAUUGUAUGUGUAAUGUAUUACAAGUAAAUGUAAUGGCAUUUAUCACCUUAAUCUUAUUAUAAAUCUUUGUUGUGUGCAAUGAUUUCUUUUACUGUGUUACAAUAAAAUACUCAAAAGUGCCUUUUCAGGAAUUGAUAUUACUUUACAAUUUUGUUUAUCAAUAAACAAAAAAGUUACUUUAUAUUCACAA